AUGCGCAACAUUCAGGCGAUUCCUAGAGAACAGCAGGAAGACGCGAUGAUGAGAAUAUUACAAAUAAACCUCAACUGCUGCAAGGUGGCACAGCAGUUGAUGCUCCAAAUCGCCACCGAAAAGAAGGCUGACGUUUUAAUCAUAUGUGAGCAGAACGCUACACCGCCCCAUUGGUACGCGGAUAAAGACGGGAAAACUGCAAUAGCAAUCCAUCAGGGCACUGCACUAGAAGAAACUGACGACACGGAUAGGGGCUAUGUGUGGGUGAGGAUAGGAGGGGUCCGAAUAUACUCAUGCUACAUUUUGCCAAACAUAACGAUAAACGAGUAUAUAGAGUACUUAGAGCGGCUAGAAAGUAGUAUGCGGAGCGGAUCUAGAGAAGUUAUACUAGCCGGAGACUUCAAUGCUAAGAACCUUGAGUGGGGAUCGAUAACUGAUCAAAGAGGCGACGAGCUCGCAGCCUUAGCUGCUUCUCUGAACCUGAUUGUAUGCAACAUUAGAAGAACACCCACGUUCGAAAGAGCAUCAAGCCAUUCCAUCCUUGACCUGACGUUUGCAUUGCCAAUCACGGCACGACAAAUGGUAGACUGGAGCGUACUAGAUGAGGAAACAAGAAGCGACCAUAAAUACCUCUUCUACAGAAUUGGAUCUAAUCCGGAGAGACAUCCCGAUGGUCCCACGGGGUGGUGCCGCAAGAAUGUUGACCAGGGAAAACUUAAAGAGUAUCUAGAUGGCAAGCAACUACCAAGAAAUGCACACGACUUAAUGGAGAACAUCAGGGGAGCGUGCGAUGCUGUCAUCCCGAGAAUAAAUCCAACACGCGGUUACCACAAACCGCAAUACUGGUGGACCAACGAAAUCUCAGAGCUAAGGAGGGCAUCACUAACUGCCAGAAGAUGGUAUCAAAAAGCAGCAAUGAAAGGUCUGUCUGAAGAAGAAAAACAACUUUUCAAGACAGCUAGGAAAACACUGUGA
Molecule: messenger RNA, 975 nt
Organism: Sipha flava (yellow sugarcane aphid)
Lineage: Eukaryota; Metazoa; Arthropoda; Insecta; Hemiptera; Aphididae
Exons: 1
Coding region: 1-975 (324 amino acids)
Molecular function (GO): catalytic activity
Source: RefSeq, a predicted model, not a curated record